AUCCCAAUCCCAUCCUCAAAUUAACUCAUUAGUCUCUCUUAGAAACCAGAGUUAUAUGGCUCUCUCUUUGCUUUCCAAACUCUCCAUUCUAACAUUCACCGCAUCAGUUUUCAUAGUUUCAUCUCUGGCUCAUGAUUUCUCCAUUGUGGGAUACUCACCAGAGCAUUUGAGUUCCAGGGAUAAUCUUCUUCACCUCUUUGAUUCAUGGGUAUCUAAGCAUUCCAAAUUUUAUGACUCCAUUGAAGACCAGCUGUUGAGGUUCGAGGUUUUCACAGAUAACUUGAAGCAUAUAGACAAGAGGAACAAGGAACUCAGCAGCUAUUGGCUUGGGUUGAACGAGUUCGCUGAUUUAACACAUGAUGAGUUCAAGAACAAGUAUUUAGGAUUCAAACCAGACGUUUUCAGAAACAAGCAAUCACCUAGAGAGUUCACUUAUAGAGAUUUUAUUGAUUUGCCCAAGUCUGUGGACUGGAGAAAGAAAGGAGCUGUUACUCAAGUCAAGAAUCAACGUAACUGCGGUAGCUGUUGGGCUUUUUCAGCGGUGGCGGCUAUUGAGGGCGUAAACAAGAUUUUGACGGGGAACUUAACUUCGUUAUCUGAACAAGAACUGAUUGAUUGCGAUACGAGUUUCGACGACGGCUGCAAUGGAGGUCUGAUGGAUUACGCAUUCAAGUUCAUCGUCACCAAUGGUGGACUUCGCAAAGAUGAAGACUACCCCUACCUUAUGGAGCAAGGCAUCUGUGAAGAAAAGAAGGAGCAAAUGGAAGUGGUGACGAUUAGUGGUUACCGUGACGUGCCUGAAAAUGAUGAGCAAAGUCUUUUGAAAGCACUGGCUCAUCAACCAGUAAGUGUAGCCAUAGAGGCUUCUGGCAGAGAUUUCCAAUUCUAUAGUGGGGGAGUAUUCGACGGGAAAUGUGGAACGGACUUAGAUCAUGGAGUAGCAGCAAUUGGGUAUGGAACAUCAAAGGGAUCAGAUUACAUAAUCGUAAAGAAUUCGUGGGGGCAAUCAUGGGGAGAAAAAGGGUACAUAAGGAUGAAGAGGAACACUGGAAAACCUCAAGGCCUCUGUGGAAUCAAUAAAAUGGCUUCGUAUCCCACCAAGAUGAAGUGAUUAUAAUUUCUAUCUACUAAUAGUAAGCAAGGUUCAGCAUCGAACAGCAUAAAAAUCCUUAUUUUUAAGAGUAUAAAAACCCUGUUUCAUGUUAACUAUGAACACAGCUCAAAUUUGUAUAAUGAUCAAAUUGUCCAGGCAGGGAUAGCUGGCAAAAAAUCA
Hibiscus syriacus is the source of this 1273-nucleotide messenger RNA. RefSeq names its product cysteine protease XCP1-like. Gene Ontology annotation, molecular function: cysteine-type endopeptidase activity. Gene Ontology annotation, cellular component: lysosome. Lineage: Eukaryota; Viridiplantae; Streptophyta; Magnoliopsida; Malvales; Malvaceae. The transcript has 4 exons. The record is from RefSeq and is a predicted model, not a curated record. Bases 56 to 1111 code for a protein of 351 amino acids.